AUGUCUGAGUCGCCCAGAUCCGAAAAGGAGCUGUGCCUCACCAGGUUCAGCACCCCAGUUCCCGAACUCGAUGACCAUCGCUUCCACUUAGACCCUCCCCGCAUUGAAGCUACACCGGACAUGUCUCUCAGUCGACAGCAUACUGCCCAGCACGGCUUUACCGCGGAAACUCCCCAGCGAUCCGAUCUGCUCCAGAUUCAGAAUGCCCUUCGCGAAGCGGGCUCCUUCUCUCGGGAUUUCGAGCAAGCCGUCGUGGAUGAUGAUCGCUCCGUCGACGAGCCCAAUGGCCUCGGACGGCGGCUCUCGGUGGAUCCGACGGGCGUGCGCCAUACGCGUACGUUCAGCCGGACCCAUCAAGAUAUCGGCACCGUCUCGAGGGCUUCCUCUGUUUCGGCUCGGUCGACAUCGCCUCCGAACUCGGUAGAGGCUUUUGCAGACCCACGCCGUCGCGAGCGCGCCAACACGUUGGAAAGCCAUGCCGCUCCGGACUUGGAGGCGAUCCUUCAACGGACCGUGUCAGGGGGCACCCACGCCCGCCGCCCUACGUUCAGCAAUGCGAGCAUCAUCAGACCUCAGCCGGGCGACAUCCAGCUAGACGCUAACGACGACGUAUGCGUACCGACCUACGAACAGCCCGGUAGGAUUCCCGUGAUCGACUACGAGGAAUUGGAAGAAUUCGUGGCUUUGAAUCAAAAGUCCAAGCCCACCACGCGGCGCAAGCAGAGCUUGAGCUCCCAAGGCCGGAAGCCGCGCGUGUUUUACGACCUCCGUCCGGGAGCGCAGAAGUCGGAUGGCGUGGAUGUGCAGCAGUCCUCCAGUGACGAGCGUUCCUCGGACGACUUCCUGGGGCUGGACUCGAAAGUGAACGAGAAAGUCAUGAAUGACAAGGAAUUAUUGGAUAACCUGAAAAAUGAGAACGAGCCGACCCGAUUUGGUUUCUUCUCAUCCGAAUCCCAGAGCACCGUGCACGCUGCCGAUUUGGGGGAUCUAGUCUUGCCGGGGGACACCUUCCGGGACCUCUUUCAGCUGGGGCCCGACGGAGGUGUGUGGUGGCUAGAUGUCUUGAAUCCCACUGAAGACGAAGUGGGUGCGCUCUCAAGGGCCUUUUCCAUUCACCCUCUGACGACGGAAGAUAUCCUGACUCAGGAAGCCCGAGAGAAAGUGGAGCUGUUCAAGCAGUACUAUUUCGUCUGUUUCCGUACGUUCUAUCAAAUGGACAAGAGCAGCGAGCAAUUUAUGGAACCGGUGAAUUUCUACAUGGUGGUUUUCCGGGAUGGGGUCCUGUCGUUCUCCUUCACCGAGAAUCCCCACGCUGCGAACGUGCGGCGGAGAAUUGGAAAGCUUCGCGACUAUGUGUCUUUGAGCAGUGACUGGAUCUGUUACGCCAUGAUUGACGAUAUCGUCGACAGUUUUGGCCCCGUGAUUCGGGAAAUUGAAGUUGAAUCAGAGGCGAUUGAGGACCUGGUCUUCAUCGCUCGCAUGGACGAUUUCGAGUCCUUCUUGCCACGGAUUGGUGGCCUACGCAAGAAGGUGAUGAGUCUGAUGCGCCUUUUGGGUGGCAAGGCCGAUGUCAUUCGGGGCUUCUCCAAGCGCUGCAAUGAGCAAUAUUCCGUGACACCCCGCGGCGAUAUCGGCCUCUAUCUUGGUGAUAUCCAGGACCACGUCGUCACGAUGAUGUCGAACCUUGCGCAUUUCGAGAAGAUGCUCAGUCGCUCGCACACCAAUUACCUGGCCCAGCUGAACGUGACCAACCUGGUUCUCGGCAACCAUGUUAACAAGGUCCUGAGCAAGGUGACGCUCAUUGCGACGAUGUUGGUCCCGAUGAACCUGAUCUGUGGUUUGUUUGGAAUGAACGUGCCUGUCCCUGGGCAGCAUUCCGAUGGCCUUGGAUGGUGGUUUGGGAUCCUUGGAGUUAUUGCUGCUGUGAUCAUCCUCAGCGGGGUUGCGGCUCGGUUUUAUAAGCUUUGCUCUAUGCUCUACUUAUGUACAUUCCACGUGGCGCAGCGGGAGCCGAACUCCGCCAGGCAGAAAGUCAACACCGCCGAUCCUCCGCUGCGGAUGCAUGUUGUUGGCGACAUCAGUGCCGUCAGCUUCGUGAAUGACUCUCUCCUUCUUCUCUUCUCUGGACCUUCUUCCCUCACGAUUCGGCAGGACUCCGCCGUGAGAGGAAUUCCGUUCCUGGGUUUCCCACUAACGCUCCUUAUGCGGCUUAAAAACCCGAUACUGCAGUGCCCCUUUGGUGCAACUGUCAGCGCAACUGUCUUCGCCUACGUGGUCGCUUUCGCUAUUCUGAGCGCACAUUACGUCGCCGCCACAGACCUCCCGGCCUUGCCUUCGGAAGACCCAACCGCCCUGUUUCUCGGCGCAGACGACCCCCAGCUGUCUUUCGCUCUCAGUUCAUACAACGGUCUGGUCAUCGAAGAUGUCGUGGAUGACGCGGGGGAAGCGCGGGGCCUAGAUCUUGUCCGCCGUGCUCCCAGCGGCGUGACUGCUCUGGGGAACAAUCAGUACCAGGAUGGCGGCGUCGAGCGAGGCGUCACUCAAUGGUGGUACUUCCCGAAGGAUGGGAAGAAUGAGUCCGAGAGCCAAACCGGCAACAGUCAUUCCAAGCGGUCGAGCUCGGUCUACCUCUCUCUAACCGCCUGUUCGAAACCUACUUCGAAGGACGGGAAGAGCCUCCCGCAGCUGCAGCUGUAUGUGUCCAAGUCCGCAGACCUGCAAAAGCCCGGUCCGGGCGGAGACAGUGCCAAGCAGGAUGUCUACACAGCGGUGGAGGGGUAUGCCAACGUGACGAUGCAAGCCGACGGAGAUGUGUACAUCGGGGUCUGGGCGCCCAACAGCACGGAGUACUCGGGCUCCUACACGUAUCAGAUCGCGGCGUCGACCGACGCCCUGUUCCACCAAGUGAAGGACGAGAGAUACCUCUUUUUCGUCGACUCGGACACCAACAAUGCGCUGUUCACCACCGCCAACCUGACGGCCUCGGACUUUGGGCUCCAGACUGAGAGCGAGCUGAUGGACAUGACGCCGCCGUUCACCAUGUUCGCGAACAACGUCAAUGACAGCGCAAUCGACGGGCUGCAGCGGUCGUACUGCGCGCUCAACACGCUGGCGCAGAUCGGCAAGGGCGACCAGAACAUCAAAACGAGCAUGACACGCGUGGGCAUCGGCCACCGGCCCAAGCAGCAGUUCUACCUCACGGGGCUCAACAAGACGUCGACGUACACGGGCAUCCUCGCGAAAGACGGCAACACCACCAGCGCGGGCAACGGCGUCGUCGGCGGCGGCGGCACCGUCUACCUCCCGCGCACCUUCAGCACCAAAACCGAGGACAACUGCGCGGUCGUGUACGACCUCCCGUUCUGCUCCGAGGUCGCGUACGCGGUCCCGUCCAACCCGCACAAGGACCUCGACGAGAUCCGCCGCAUCUACGACGACAACGCCGCCGCCCUCUACAAGAAUUUCACCUACUCCCUCGCCCAGGUGCAGUGCAACGCCUCCAACGAGACGCGCUACUCUCUCGCCACCACCUGCGACGACUGCGCCCACGCCUACAAGCAGUGGCUCUGCGCCGUCACCAUCCCGCGCUGCGCCGACUUCUCCAACCCGGCCGACUUCCUGCACCCGCGCAACGUCGGCCAGGCCUUCGACAACCACUCCGCCCCCGCCGUCGCCAACCACUCCCAGCUCGCCCUCCCGGCCUACACCCGCUCGCGCAACCCCCUCAUCGACGAGGUCAUCCGCCCGGGCCCCUACAAGGAGAUCCUCCCCUGCCAGGACGUCUGCUUCACCCUUGUCCAGCGUUGUCCGUCUGUCCUGCAGUUCACGUGCCCCACAGGCAGGUGGCUGGACCUGUCGUACGGCACGCGGCCCGCGAACGGCGACAUUACGUGCAGUUAUCUGGGGGCGGCGUAUUUCCUGAACGCGGCGGGACGCACGUCGGCGUCGGUGGCUGCCCUCGCCGCAUGGCUGACUGCGUUGCUUCUAGUUUGA
Messenger RNA from Aspergillus terreus NIH2624, 3993 nucleotides. RefSeq names its product magnesium transporter CorA family protein. Gene Ontology annotation, cellular component: plasma membrane. Gene Ontology annotation, molecular function: calcium channel activity; magnesium ion transmembrane transporter activity. The transcript is spliced from 5 exons. The record is from RefSeq and is a predicted model, not a curated record. Gene Ontology annotation, biological process: magnesium ion transmembrane transport; intracellular magnesium ion homeostasis; calcium ion import across plasma membrane. Lineage: Eukaryota; Fungi; Ascomycota; Eurotiomycetes; Eurotiales; Aspergillaceae. The coding region runs from base 1 to 3993 and encodes 1330 amino acids.